This is a messenger RNA of Antrostomus carolinensis (chuck-will's-widow), 607 nucleotides long. RefSeq names its product zinc finger SWIM-type containing 7 (gene ZSWIM7). Gene Ontology annotation, biological process: double-strand break repair via homologous recombination. The coding region runs from base 8 to 430 and encodes 140 amino acids. NCBI's taxonomy places the organism in Eukaryota, Metazoa, Chordata, Aves, Caprimulgiformes, Caprimulgidae. Gene Ontology annotation, cellular component: Shu complex. Gene Ontology annotation, molecular function: zinc ion binding. The transcript has 5 exons. The record is from RefSeq and is a predicted model, not a curated record.
CGAUGAGAUGGACACAACCCUGCCAGCAGUAGCUGAAGAGCUUUUGAAAGAGAUCAAAAAGGCUUUUCAGGAGACCUCACAUGUCCCUGAUGACCUGCUGCUGGGGCUGAAGUUCAUAUUUGGCCCAUCUGCUGUUCCAGCUUUGGAUUUGGUGGAUCAGCGUUCUGUCACCCGAGUCACGUCCCCCAGCGGAAGGACUGCAUACCAGGUCCUUGGGAGCUCGGGCAAACUCUACACCUGCUACAGUUCCUGCCACUUCUGCACGUGUCCUGCUUUUGGUUUUAGUGUAUUGCAGAAGAGCGAGAGCCUCCUGUGCAAACAUAUACUCGCCGUCUACCUCAGUCAGGCCAUGGGAGCCUGCCAGGAACUAACUGUCUCUGAAGAGCAGCUCACAAGCAUCUUACUGGCUGAGGAAGAGGAUGAAGGAUGAAGGAUUUGGAUCCCAUGUGGAUGUGCUUUCUUGUCUACCCUCCCGCUGUGUAGCUGGCAUUUUUCAUAUCUAGACGGCUGUCAAGUGGUAGGUUUCUUUCUGUGCUUCAGCCAAGCGUGACAUUAAUUAGCAGCCUUGCACUGAUUAAUUAAUAAAUGUUAAGAAGCCCAUGUUGAC